AUGCUACAGUCAGUGGAAGAGCCGCCGUCUUCAUUGCGAACGAUCCGAUUCACGAACCUUGGAGAUCUGAUCAGAGCGAUCGAUGCCGCACCAGGAGAUGCAUUGCGCGUCACCAGUUUGUUCAAUCUCACCAUGCCAUAUAUUGCCUUCCUUCCUGACUUUCUCCUAGAUGUGUCUCCUACGGUUUUCAAGGGGCUAGAUGAAGGUUACGAGACGCACAAAAUCCACCUCUCUGUCUACAAUGAAGACUGUCAGUGUCUAAUAAUAACGGUUCCAACACAAGUGCACGAAGAACUUGGCGGGACGUUGUAUGGAGAACUUUAUCAUCAUAUUGCUCUGAUGGGUUUGGGACAAAGAUGGGCUAUUAAAGGACACGCGACUUUCCAUAAUACACGAAAUCCCACCCGCAGCGCAGGGGCAAAACAAGCAGACUCGUCUGGGGGGCCGAGGGAAGGACGCCCUAGACCUAGGUUUCCAACUAUUGUGUUUGAUGCAGGAUACUCCCAGACUUUGAGAGAGAUGCGAGGCAAGGCGAGAGCUUGGUUCGCAGACUCGGAUCACAAUGUUAAGAUUGUCAUCUUGUCGAAACUUGUCCCAGACCAGCGCACAUUAAUCAUCGAGAGGUGGGAAGAGAGACGAGACGAGGAGCUUGUGCAAGUCCCUGGCUGUCAGCAGAGAAUUACAAUCGCUGGAAGCUGGGCAAGUCCAUCGGCCUACCAGGUUGUGGAAAGUGGUGACUUGAUACUGAGUUUCCAGCUGUUGUUCCUACGGGAUCCAGGCCCGGGAGAGGGCGAUGUGAUAAUCCCUAUCGCUUGGAUAAAAGAACAUGCGAAGCAAGUUUGGGAAACCUGGGAUGAGGUUAAUGAGGAAUCGGGGGGAUGGCUAGAAGGGAGGUGUAACGUGCUUGUGUCAUAG
Messenger RNA from Trichoderma aggressivum f. europaeum, 915 nucleotides. RefSeq lists its product as uncharacterized. The transcript has a single exon. NCBI's taxonomy places the organism in Eukaryota, Fungi, Ascomycota, Sordariomycetes, Hypocreales, Hypocreaceae. The coding region runs from base 1 to 915 and encodes 304 amino acids. The record is from RefSeq and is a predicted model, not a curated record.